This is a messenger RNA of Drosophila arizonae, 1192 nucleotides long. It is a transcript of the gene Ten-a, whose product is annotated as Teneurin-a transmembrane protein. Gene Ontology annotation, biological process: motor neuron axon guidance. The record is from RefSeq and is a predicted model, not a curated record. NCBI's taxonomy places the organism in Eukaryota, Metazoa, Arthropoda, Insecta, Diptera, Drosophilidae.
UCAUGUUGGGAGCAAACCUAUGUGAGAGGGACAGCCUAAAAUAUAAAUUUCACAACUGUUCCCAGAUUCACUGUGCGAGCGUCGUUUAUAAUUGAAAUCUUAACAAAAACUGUGCCCAUCACAUUUGCAACACUGAAAACGAAAGUGCAAUAUGCAAGCGACUCUAAUUCUCUUCUCUCCCUCCACCCACUCUUUUUGUUGUCUUCUCUUUGCCCUUCUGCCGCCAGGCAUGGAGCACUACAACUCGGACUGUGAGCCGGAAUAUCUGCGCAAACGCGAUCAUCGCACCGAGGAUGCCAGCCAAGAGGUGACCUACGCUCAGCCGCAUCAGCGAACUGGCGCAGCCAACGGCGCGGCGGCAGCGCAGUCGCCACUCAAGGUGGCCACCGUCUCGGCGAGUAGCGGCGCCAUCAAAUAUCCCUCGAAUGCCAAUCUGGGCCUGUUUCCCAACAGCAGCAGCAGCAGCAGCACGACGUUGACUGCGGCGCCGCGCAGUACAAAUCCCUUCUUGAACGGCAAGUACGCCGCCGAGGAGUCGCCUCCGGAUGCUGGGGACGGCAGCGCCAGGGGCGUGGCGGCAGCAGCGAGCGCCUACUUGCUGCCCGCGUCGGCGUCAUCGUCGACAGCGGCGUCGAGCAGUCGCAGCCAGCGCAGCGGUGCAGCGCGCAGUACACUGAAUCGAUUGAGCGGCAUGACGAGCUCCAGCAGCGGCACCUCGGCCUUAUCCGUCAAUCGCAGCGAACGUGCCCAGACGCCACUACAACAGCAACAGCAACAGCAGCCGCAGCAGCAGCAGCAGCAGCAGCAACUAACGGCAAAACAAUCGCAGCUGCAGCUGUCGUGCGAUCUGAAUGAAUUUGGGGACAACAACAGCAGCGGCGAGUCGGAGCCACCGCCGGAGCCGGCGCCGCCGGAGAUACCGCCGCGCACUCAGUCGCUGCUGAUGUCCUUGCGCAAGCACUCCGACUACAAGCUCAAGUACGAGGAAAAGGGGGACCAAAAACACGAGGAAUUCAUACCGACCAGCCAGCUCCAGAAAGAUUAUAUCAUCAGCGAUAAUCUACGCACUGUGGAGCAGCAAUUGAAGCCAAUUUCUCCAGGCGAUUCCCAGGGAUUCUUUAAUUAUAUCCCAAUUAUAUCUUAAUCGGUUGAUUAACAAGAUUUUUACCAAGCCAAAGCUUACUGGAGAUGA